Phoenix dactylifera (date palm) is the source of this 895-nucleotide messenger RNA. Lineage: Eukaryota; Viridiplantae; Streptophyta; Magnoliopsida; Arecales; Arecaceae. The record is from RefSeq and is a predicted model, not a curated record.
AUGCCCCAGAGAAAUUUGGUUUCGUGGAAUUUGAUGAUUUCUGGUUAUGGGACAAAUGGUUAUCCUGAAGCAGCAAUGGAGCUCUCUAUAUUAACUGCAGUCUUGGACAUGUAUGCAAAAUGUGGAGAAUUGGAUACCGCAGAGCAGAUCUUUGAUGAGAUUUCAAACAAGGAUGUGCUGCAAGCCCAGCAUUCCUACCAUGCUGCUUUCACUUCAAGCAGGCACUCACUUAUCAUUUCUUCAUAUGGGGAAGACUAUCCAUGGCUAUAUUAUAAGGCUUGGUUUCGUUCGGAUGUUUCUGUAAAAGGCCUUCUCAUAGACAUGUACUCCAAAUGUGGAGAACUGAGUUCUGCUUGUUGCGUCUUCAGUGAAAUAUCUGAAGGGAAUAUUUUUUCAUGGAGUUGCAUGAUUAAUGGCCUUGGUAUGCAUGGAUAUGGGAAGGAGGCUCUAAUGGCUUUCUUUGGAAUGCUGAAGAGAGGCAUUGUUCCUGAUGACAUCUGCUUUCUGGUCUUAGCUUCCUGCAGCCAUUGUGGCUUGAUUACGCAAGGGCGAAAGAUGUUUUAUUACAUGGUAACGCAGUUUGGUGUUCAACUGAAAAUGGAGCAUUAUGCCAGCAUGGUCGAUCUUAUUGGACGGGCAGGAUGCAUUGAUGAAGCGUUUAAGUUUAUACGCGAGAUGCCAAUGGAAGCAGACUGCAGUGUGGUGGGGGCUCUACUCGGAGCUUGUAGAAUUCAUGGGCACUUGGAGAUGGGGAAGGUGUUUGAGGAGUGCUUGGAGGGAUCAGGAUGGACAGCUGCAGGAUUUUACAAGCUUUUGUUGAGCAUUUACGCAGGUGACGACCGUUGGGAUGAGGUGAUGAAGAUCAGAAGUGUGAUGGAGGAAAAAAAAGUAAAAG